AUGAGAGCGAAAACGAAGAGAAAGAUUCCUGAAUUGGAACAAAGAAAACUACUGGUACAAAUUGACAGGAAAGCAAAAGAGCGUAAAAUAGAAGAUGGCGACACUGGUACUUUGAUUGAAAAAGAAGAACGUGAAACAGGUUCGGUGUCGUGGAGAAUAUAUUUAGCAUAUAUCAAAGCGAUAAAAUACCCUCUGUUUGUGUUGACUAUUGUGAUGUACACAUUGCAGGGAGUUGCCCUCAUUUUAAAUAACUUCUGGUUAUCCGAUUGGUCCGAGUCGGGAUCAAAUACCGGUAACAAAACCCAGAACGAACUAGAUGCUGAGCUGGACUACUAUCUCAAGGGAUACGCUGCCUUCUCCUUCACAUACUUGGGACUUGCGGCUGCAGCUACAACUUUUCAUAUUAUGUUCGCACUUCUAGGCGCCAAACGUUUGCAUAUCAAGUUAUUACGUAACAUCGUACACGCUCCGAUGCGGCUCUUCGAUACGACUCCCAUCGGUAGAAUUAUGAAUCGAUUAUCCGAUGACACACAGACAGUAGAUCAGAGAAUAUGGAUAACUUUAUAUGGGAUACUAACGGCAGCGUCCAUCUCAGUCUCUACCAUUGUUGUCAAUACAGUCGUUUCACCAAUUUUCCUCGUUGCUGCUGUGCCAUUAGUUGUCACGUACGUUCUAAUCAUGCGACAUUUCCUGACUAGCGCCAGAGAAUUACAGCGCCUAGCCAGCAUAUCACGAUCGCCAGUGUUUGCUCACUUCUCUGAAACGCUCGGGGGUAUAACAACAAUUAGAGCAUACAGCAUUCAGCGACGGUUUUGGAAGCGGCUGUGUAGCACUGUGGAUAACAACAAUGUGGCGCUGUUGUAUAUGAAUACAGCUAAUCGAUGGGUUGGAACUCGUCUGGAAAGCAUCGGUGCGCUUAUUGUAUUUGCGGCUGGUUUGUCUGCACUUUUAACAUGCAUACUUGGAGAACUAGAACCAAGUUUGGUGGGACUGUCGUUGGCAUACGCGAUUUCUCUAUCUGGACACAGUUCAAUGCUGAUACGCCUUAUGGCGGAUUGUGAGAUGCAAAUGAAUGCCGUGGAAAGAAUAGAACAUUACACACAAUUAGAAUCGGAACAAUAUCAAGGUGUAUGUAUUCCACAUAGCAAUUGGCCAAAUAAAGGCGAUAUCAUCUUUGACAAUAUAUCGGUCCAAUACGCGGCUGGACUAGAUCCCGUUUUAAGUGACGUCAACGUUCACUUCAAAUCCGGACAGAAAAUCGGUAUAUGUGGUCGUACGGGGAGUGGCAAAUCGUCGCUGGCAUUAUCAUUAUUCAGGAUUGUUGAGAUCUGUUGUGGGCGGAUUCUGAUAGACGGCGUUGAUAUAAUGACAUUGCCGUUAUUGUCACUUCGUGGAAAGUUGGCGAUUAUUCCUCAGGACCCUGUGUUAUUUCAAGGAACUAUACGGUUUAAUCUUGAUCCAGAUAAGAAACAAAGUGAUGGUGAAUUGUGGGAAGCAUUGGAGAUUGCACAGUUGAAGUCGAUUGUUUCAGAGCUUGAUAGGAAUCUCGACGCACAAGUAUCCGAAGACGGUGAAAACUUCAGCGUUGGACAAAGACAGUUAUUUUGUUUAGCCAGGGCCUUUCUUAAAAAAUCUCAAAUUCUCGUGAUGGAUGAAGCUACAGCGUCAAUUGACUAUCAAACGGACAAAAUAUUGCAAGACGUGAUAUCUACAGUGUUUGCUGACAGGACCGUCAUCACCAUUGCUCAUCGUAUAUCUACAAUUCUCGACUCUGACGUUGUACUUGUGUUGAGUGAUGGCAAGGUUAUAGAAUAUGAUACACCACAGAAUCUACUCAAGAAGGAAGAUAGUAUGUUUGCCUCAUUAGUGAAAGGGAACAAAUAG
This is a messenger RNA of Saccoglossus kowalevskii, 1884 nucleotides long. RefSeq names its product ATP-binding cassette sub-family C member 9-like. Gene Ontology annotation, molecular function: ATP hydrolysis activity; ATP binding; ABC-type transporter activity. Gene Ontology annotation, biological process: transmembrane transport. Lineage: Eukaryota; Metazoa; Hemichordata; Enteropneusta; Harrimaniidae. The record is from RefSeq and is a predicted model, not a curated record. Gene Ontology annotation, cellular component: membrane.